Molecule: messenger RNA, 490 nt
Organism: Babjeviella inositovora NRRL Y-12698
Lineage: Eukaryota; Fungi; Ascomycota; Pichiomycetes; Serinales
Exons: 2
Coding region: 53-490 (145 amino acids)
Source: RefSeq, a predicted model, not a curated record
GACUGACUACGCUUUCCGGUACCAUCUGAACACUUAGGUCGAUCAGGACUUAAUGUCUGUGGGGUCAUCCUUUAUUAGCAUCAAUGAUGACAUUCCGCUAGGCUAUUCAGUUCCGCCGUUUCCUUCGCUACACUGGCCUCUUGCUGGCGAAAAUGCCUAUUCCCAGGCGUUUCUCUUCUACAAGAAUGACAUUUGGCGGUUCACCCUCAUCUGGACCCUCAUCUUUUUUGGCGUGUUCUAUCUCUGCGCUGGGGUGGUUGCUGCCAUCGGCCACCGUCGCCUCAUUGGAUCACUCAGUAUUCUCGUGACGUAUAUUGUCCUUGGUGGUGUUCAAGCGGCCAUGUCUGGUACUGUGGCCGGUUUUGUCUUAGGGACAUCGUACGAAGCCGGUAGUUUCAAGAUGAGCACGUGGUUGCCGAUGGUCUGUGGUUUGGUACAGAUUGUUUACGUGAUUGUCACGAGUUAUUCUAUCACCAGUUUGCUUCUCUGA